AGGAAGACACUCUGGGAGAGUUCAGGAUAAAAAUAGCUGCGCCAUGUUGCUGCUGCUCUGUGUUCUGAUAUUCUGCGGCUUUCGCUUCGUCAUGUCUGAAGAGAAACUGGUUUCAGUCGACUUUGAGAUUUUUGGGAAUGUGCAGGGUGUUUGCUUCAGGAUGUACACGGAGGAUCAGGGCCGCGCUCUGGGACUGAGCGGCUGGGUGAAGAACACCCGACAGGGGACGGUGAUCGGCCAGAUCCAGGGACCGGCUCAGCAGGUCAACAGCAUGAAACUUUGGUUGAAGAACGUCGGCAGUCCGAGUUCUCGGAUCGACCGAGCCGUUUUCUCCAAUGAGAGAGACAUUUCUAAACUGGAGAUCCAGGGCUUCUCCACUCGCUACUGAGCAUGUGCAGACUGAUUUACAGCUUCAUCAGCAGUUAAGGAACCAAACAAACCUCCAAAUAAACCAAUGUACGUCAGCCUCAUUUGCAAACUGAGCACAUAAAACAUUGAUCUGUGAAACUUGUUCAAUGUGUUAUUGGAUUGAUUGAUUGAUUGAUUGAUUGAUUGAUUGAUUGGUUGAUUGAUUGAUCAGGACUUAUGGAUAAUAAUCAGCUGCUCUCAUUAAUCUCCACAGCAUCAGAACAGCAGAAUGCUAAACAUCAUCUAGGUUUUAACUUCCCGACCCAGAACCGAUCAGGACCAAAGCUGACCGGGUCUGGCUCAGCUUUGACCUGGUCAAACAUGUUCAGGACAUUUGACUAUUGUUAACGAAAAGGUUUGAUGUGUUUGAUGUUGAAGACUGUCGAGAGUCCUCGGUGCAAAACUAUCAAAUCUUCACAUCUGUAGUUCAAUCAAGCUGUUGACUGCUGACCAGAACCGAGAAAGACCAGAACCAGCCGUUAGUUAGAGCCUGACAGACGGAUCUCACUCUGUCAUUAGCUUUGAAUAAAUUGAUCAAUUCUUCUAA
This is a messenger RNA of Poeciliopsis prolifica (blackstripe livebearer), 955 nucleotides long. Its product is annotated as acylphosphatase-2-like. The transcript has 4 exons. Lineage: Eukaryota; Metazoa; Chordata; Actinopteri; Cyprinodontiformes; Poeciliidae. The record is from RefSeq and is a predicted model, not a curated record. The coding region runs from base 44 to 388 and encodes 114 amino acids. Gene Ontology annotation, molecular function: acylphosphatase activity.